CGAAAGUAGCUAACCAGCGAUUGGGCAAGGAGGAGUGAAUCUCGUUGCCGGAGGGAGUGAAGGCAGUGCUUAAGCAGCAGGCGACAGAGGCACGACGGGCGCGAGGUCAGCGUAGUUUGAGCCUUGAAGCAGCCAUUCAGUCUCGUCUUUUCUCGUUGACAGGCCAGAGAGUUGACGCUCUUCGCAUCUCGAAACGGCGCCGGGGGGGUGGUUUGAAGGUGUCACGUGAGCGUUGCAGCACGAAGUUGAAAGAUGGCCAGCAAAGACGAUAAAAGGCGAAGAUAGGCAAGCAGACAGAGAGGAGACGCUGAAUAUGUACAGCGGGCAGGUCAGUUGAGACGGUGAAAAGUGGAUGCUGAGACACUGAUCAUGGGCAAACUGCAUCAAACGAGAGCAACUACACGGCCAGCCGUCUGAGCAGGACCCAAUAUCAAAGGACCAACUAUAACUAGUUACCCAGUGCCAGGAGCUCCCUGCCGCAUUAACUAACUAACAAGCAACCAACAAGGGGCUAUACGAUCAAUAAAGGAUCCUGUCUCUCUGCUUUAUACGACUGAAAAAAAAGCAACACCAAGCGGGCUUGCAAUUGAUACCCAAAUGUCUCAUGAACACGCUGGUGGCGAGCGUACUGCUCCGUGGUAUGUAGUGCCGCCACAGGACGUUGUCAGCGUAGAACACCCAUGUGUUGUAAGAAACAUUGAUAAAGCCAUUGAUACCCUCCAAGGCCAUGCAGCAAUAUCAGAGAUGCUUGAUGCGUCAAAUCGAGACUCACCUUUGACUCUCAUGUUGAACCCGGAAGAUGUCAUGAGCAGGCCAAUAAGAUCUACAAGCAAGCAGACAAACAAUAUUCUUCUUAAGGUUACUGUGCUCAGGAGAACUGGGCGAAGGCGGAAGCGAGGUUCUCAGGACCCGUUCGUUGAUAGUCAUGAGGAUGGGGAGGUGACGCCUCUUAGCCUGCUAGAUGCUCGAGGUCUUCUUCAGCGUCUACGGGAAGAUGCCGGGUGCUACCAAGUAGAUGUUGUUGGCCAGGUUAAUCGAACUCAUGUUUUUAGAGGUGUGUUAUGUCCACGAAUUUUUCUUGUUGCAGCUUCAGCCUAAUGACUGGAUGUAGGACUGCCCGAUUUUGCAUACUCAACGACAAGCAGCCCGUUUAUACAAAAAUUCCGAGAGACGAUAUUACCAUUUGAGUGUAAGUUAUGAGUGCGUUCAGUUCGAUAAAUCGUAGUGUCUGCUGACCCUGUCUUGGAGACGAAAAACUAAAAAAGUUUGAAUUUGACCUUUCAAAAGGGGCUACAUCCAACGUCGACAUCAUCCCACCCCCAGCCCUAAGUAACAACGACGUAGCCUUCCAAUAUCUGUAAGCAGACUCCAUUACGUCAUAAUAAGACCCCAAAACAUGUUCUAACAAGUCCAUAGCUACCGACAAAACCCAACAGUGAAGCGUUCGAUUGACCCAUCUGGCCAAGUAACAACUGCCAACACCCAACGAAUAGUAAAGAUACCCACUCACCUUGUGUCUUACGACAUAUCGGCGGUGCCAACGGAACCACAACCAAACUGUCCACCACUGUCAGAUCAGGAUCCGACUGUCCACGACACUGUGGCUGCCUUGCGUGCACUCUUUAAUGAAAGACCAGCUUGGACUCGUCGUGCUCUUCGUAACAAACUGCCCACGCCUGAAAGAAAAUAUGCCCUUCGUAUCGCCAUUCCAUAUGUCGGCUACCUCUUCCGCUCGGGACCCUGGCGAGAUGGCAUAUUCAAAUUCGGCUUUGAUCCCCGAAUCUCGCCUGAUUACAGAAUCUACCAAACGCUCAUGUUCCGCCUUUUCCCAGUCUCAACGGAGACGGAGGGGCGAGAGCAGGAAAAUGACUCAAACGCGCAAUUCACAACUACCACCACCCCUCUGUCGGGAAGACGACAUACUCUUCCUCGCCUAUCAUUUGAAAACAACACUGACCCUACACUCGCUAGAUCGCAUAUCUGGACUGGCGAACCACCACUCUCCAAAGACGGAAAGACAUGGAUGAUAGUUGAUAUUGAGGAUCCAAUACUUGCCCGGCUACUAGAUCCUUCAUCUCCUGACGCUCAUCCGCCUAGGGAAAAGUGUGAUAUUUACUCCUGUGGAUGGUACGGUAACGUUACACUCUCAAUAGUUCGCACGAUAAUGCGUAUGAAGAUGACUAUGAUGAUGGAGGGCCGAACAGACUGGCCUUCAGAGCAGGAGUUAUUGCCUCUGCUGAGUCUGCCGAGCCAUGUAGAUUCAGAGGAGGAUCUGAAUAAGCUAACUCUGGCUAAGGAUGGGCUGGGACCCGUGCCAUCUCAUUUACUCACAGAGAUUCGAGCAGUGGCUCGCAACGUGCCGUGGAAAAUGGACAAGAUGAGAGAGAGAUUUAGGGGAGCUGCUGGGCCCUUCGGGAGGGGUGAAAAAAGAGUUAGAUGGGAUGAUCAGCCGGACGAGGAUGAAGAUGAUAGGGGGGGCGAGGAGCAGGAGCAAGAUCGGGACGAUGAUGAAGACGAUGACGACGAAGUAAUGGGAGGUUACGAUGAAGCGGAAGAUGUCGAUAUCGCAUUCCAAAAGGAGUAGUAAUGCCUCCGUCUAUACCAAGCACGUUUAGGUAGGAGCCAUGACUCGUUUUUAUAUUGAACGAUACAAACAUCAAAGCACGGGUAGUAAUUACACGGAGAGUUCAAACAUAUUACGCAGUGGCAACAAACCGUUGCAAAGUC
This is a messenger RNA of Trichophyton rubrum CBS 118892, 2727 nucleotides long. RefSeq lists its product as uncharacterized. The transcript has 2 exons. Lineage: Eukaryota; Fungi; Ascomycota; Eurotiomycetes; Onygenales; Arthrodermataceae. Bases 1814 to 2584 code for a protein of 256 amino acids. The record is from RefSeq and is a predicted model, not a curated record.